Thunnus maccoyii (southern bluefin tuna) is the source of this 2128-nucleotide messenger RNA. RefSeq names its product non-SMC condensin II complex, subunit H2 (gene ncaph2). Lineage: Eukaryota; Metazoa; Chordata; Actinopteri; Scombriformes; Scombridae. The record is from RefSeq and is a predicted model, not a curated record. Gene Ontology annotation, biological process: meiotic chromosome condensation; mitotic sister chromatid separation. Gene Ontology annotation, molecular function: chromatin binding. The transcript is spliced from 20 exons. Gene Ontology annotation, cellular component: condensin complex; nucleus. Bases 112 to 1908 code for a protein of 598 amino acids.
CGGCAGCGAAGAAGAAAACAAAAACCUGACCAGCAAAGAAGAAGAAACUUAGCGCGGGUUGUUUGAUUGUUUUGCUAACGGUGGUCUGUUCGGUGUUCCCGCGCGGCCGUCAUGGAGUCCACAGAGAGCAGAUACGCUCACCUGCUGCAGCCGAUUCGAGAGCUCACCAAGAACUGGGAGAUCGACGUGGCGUCUGAGUUAAACGACUAUCUGGAGGAGCUGGACGAGAUGUGCAUCACGUUCGAUGGCGGGAAAACCAGACUGAACUUUGCAGAAGCGGCGCUGCUGAUUCAGGGCUCAGCCUGCAUCUACAGCAAGAAGGUGGAGCUGCUGCACAGUCUGGUCUACCAAACUCUGGAGUACAUCAACUCCAAUAAGAAACGUAACAAACAGGCGGCGUCUCAGGAGGGCGGCGACGGAGCGGCGAGCAGCCACGACGACGCCGACGACGACGAUGAUGAAGCUGUGUUCACGCCGUUAGACAUCGACGCGUCGGAGAACUCGGAGAAGGCCGACUCCAACACGACUGUGAGCGUCGCUCCUCUUCCUCCCGAGUCUCUGAUCCCUCCCGAAACCCACGAGAAGCAGAAGCUUCCUCUCAUCAGUCUGAGAGGUGACGUCCUGUGCAGUCAGAAAGACUUCAGGAUAAAUCUGUUCAUCCCGGGAGACGAAGAUCUGAUCCUCCUCACGCUGGGAUCCACUGCUGCCAGGUUUCUACUGGGCGACGACCAGCAGCAGCAGCAGAGAGUUCCAGACGCUGCUUCUCUGAUUGGUGGAGAAGCUGCAGCCGCUGACGUCGCUGAUGCAGGAGGCGACGCCGCCGAGGAGAACUUCCUGCCUCUGGAGGACGACAACGGCAUGGAGCUGGACCAGGACCCAGAGGAGCACGUGGAAAGACACCAGGCUCCGGGUGAAGGCCGGAUGGUUCGAGAGCGGCGGCAGGUGGAAGCUGACAAAGCGAGCAGGGAGGAGGAGGAGGAGGCUCCGCCUGCUGUGAACGUUUGGACCCUUCAUGACCCGUACGCCGUACUGGCAGAAGAUAAACCCUUUAAACCAGGAAAAUGCUACAAGGUUCCUGACGGUCUGGACGACGGAGGGAAGAGGAAGAGAAAACGACCGUCGUCGCUGCAGGACUUCAGGAGCUGGUUCAGAGGAAUCUUUGAUCCUCCUGCAUACAAGUUAAAAAAUGGACCCUCGUUUACAGACCUGAACUACAUUUAUUUAACUACGAUGAAGGACAAGCUGAAGACCAGGAAGAGGAUCUACAGGAAGGCGGGGGUGGUGGUUUCCGAUGAGGAGCUGAGGAGGACCUUCCUGCAGCCGGAGGAGGCGGGGCCACAGCAGCAGCAGGGGGAGGAGCCUGUGGACGGGUUCAGACACCCGGACCUGCUCGGUGCAGAUGAAGACGACUCAGACAACGAACAUGAAGCGUUUCCUGACGACAUCCCAGCCGAGUUUGUCGGAGGACCGGACUUCAUAUCACCCGAAGCUCAAAGAGACGAACUGAGUUAUGAAGACCUGGUGAAGCUGCGUGUGGAGCAGCUGGUGGUGAACAGUCGAGGUUACACUCAGGAGACGGCUCUGUCCCGGCGGGUCAAAGACUGGGAGGACAAGAUCCGGCCUGAACUGGCCGAGCAGGAGGAGCGUCCCGUGUUCGACAUCCACGACUACGGCGACAGGAUCAUCUCCUCGCUGAGCGCCGUCGGUCAGCGCAGGUCGUUCGCCUCCAUCGUCUGCGGUCUGGACAACUUUGAGGCCUGCAAGUACCUGCUGGCGUCGCUGCAACUGGCCAAUGACUCCACGGUGGAGAUCGACAGCGUUGAAGGUUUGGAGGAGAGCGUGGACUCGAUGGGACUGACUCUGCUCAGCGCUCACAGAGCAACCGUCAGGCUCAAAACUACUACAUGAAACCAACUUCACACUGAAACCGGCUUCAGCCAACAUGAAACCAGCUUCUUCCACCCUGAAGCCAACUUUAACCUGAACUUUCAACACAUGAACACUUCCUGUCUGUUUCUUCUUCUUCUUCUUUUAACCUGAACUGUUUCCUUUCAUUCAGACAAUAAUGAUGAAUCAUGAUUUGUCUACUUAAAUCUCUGUAAAUGUCAUAAAGACAACAAUAAUGCUG